Messenger RNA from Penaeus monodon (black tiger shrimp), 1905 nucleotides. RefSeq names its product putative Dol-P-Glc:Glc(2)Man(9)GlcNAc(2)-PP-Dol alpha-1,2-glucosyltransferase (gene Alg10). The transcript has 5 exons. The record is from RefSeq and is a predicted model, not a curated record. NCBI's taxonomy places the organism in Eukaryota, Metazoa, Arthropoda, Malacostraca, Decapoda, Penaeidae. The coding region runs from base 352 to 1734 and encodes 460 amino acids. Gene Ontology annotation, molecular function: dolichyl pyrophosphate Glc2Man9GlcNAc2 alpha-1,2-glucosyltransferase activity. Gene Ontology annotation, cellular component: endoplasmic reticulum. Gene Ontology annotation, biological process: protein N-linked glycosylation; dolichol-linked oligosaccharide biosynthetic process.
AACGUCAAAAAUUCCAGCCUUCUAAUGAAUACCACGUGAAACAGAGAGAGGAUUAAUAUAUACCACGAGAGGGGGGGGAAAACAUAAAGAAGAUUACCGGGAAACAAGAUCCAGGGAAUAGAGGUGAUAAAAGGUCUUUCAAAAGAACGUAUAAGCGAAGAAAAGGAGAGAAGAAGAAGAAGAGGAACCCCAGCAGGAGGGGGAGGACGUGCAAGCUCCUCCGUCACCCUUUCGAGCCUCUCCGCCGCCGGAGUCAAGAUUCCCUUUCUUCAGAUCAGAAAUUCUCCCUCCCCGAAGUCCUUAAUCUCUCGUUGAUACAGAAAUAUCCCUUCCCUUUAAUAAACAGUCGCCAUGGGAGGAGUGACGCAGCCGUCCUUCAUAUUUCCCCUGGUUACGGGCACUUUUACGGCUGUCACCUACGUGUUUUUCGUGGUGGUUUAUACCGUGCAGCCAAAGCCCUUCAUAGACGAGGCAUUCCACAUCCCUCAGGCGCAGAAGUACUGUCAGGGAAACUUUGAAGAGUGGGACCCGAAGAUCACAACACUACCAGGACUCUACCUGUUCUCUAUCGGCCUCAAUGGACCCGUGGCUAAGGUACUUGGAAGGGACCUGUGCGAUGUGUUCUCUCUGCGCAUCACCAAUCUUGUGGCCGCGGCGUUCUUACUCUCCACCAUUCACAAGCUUCUCGUGUACUUACAUGGAAACAAGGUUGAUAACUGGAAGCUCAUACUCAGUGCCGUAAAUCUGUCACUUCUGCCAGUGCUCUAUUGGUUCACUUUCCUGUACUAUACUGAUGUCCUCUCAACCUUAGUGGUGAUGGUGAUGAUUCUCCUCCAUUUGCACCAAGCUCCAACAAUGGCAGCAGCAAUGGGUGUUGUGGCUGUCAUGAUGCGGCAGACCAAUAUCAUUUGGGUUGGAUUCCUGUGCGUAUUGAUAGCAGCCGAUACAUUAGGUGCCAGGGUACUGAAGGGACCCAUAAACACAAUGUCUGAUGUUAAGUCUGUGCUGAGGAAAUUGAAAAAAAUAGCAACAAAACCAUACCGUCUAGCAGAGGUAUUGGCUGAUGUUGUUGUGGACAGCUUCUGUUACGUUUUGGUCCUGAUUGCCUUUUCGAUCUUUGUCUCCUACAAUGGCAGCAUAGUCCUAGGGGAUCGCUCAGCACAUGAGGCCACAGUGCACCUCCCACAGCUUGGUUACUUCUGCCUUUUCUUCCUUAUCUUUUCUCUGCCUUAUGCUCCCAGUCACAUGCAACCUUUCAUGAACCUCUGCAAGCGUCAUGUCUUCCUGGCACUUGCAUUGCUUGUGGUGGGAGUCAUGGCCGUGCACUCAAACACACUGGAGCACCCUUACUUACUGGCAGACAAUCGGCACUACACCUUCUACCUUUGGAAUAGGUUCUAUGGCAGGUAUUCCUUCUUCAGGUACAUCAUGGUGCCCAUAUACAUGUUUGGGGCAUAUAUGGUGUACUCAUCCAUCCAAGGCUGCAGUUUUGUCUUCAAGUUACUUUUCGUUGCAUGCCUGGCUGCUAUGGUGGUACCCCAGAAGCUGCUGGAAUUCAGAUACUUUAUCAUCCCUUUCCUAAUUGCACGCAUGCAGAAUGUUUCCAAGAACUGGCUUCAAUUGUGGACGGAAAUGCUGUACUUCCUCCUCAUUAAUGCCAUCACUCUGUACAUCUUUGUGAGCAAGACCUUCUUAUGGGAGGACAGUGCAGAGCUUCAGAGAAUUAUCUGGUGAGCAAAAGAACUGUGGUUUUGCAGACUCCAUGUCAAACUUUUUUGAAGUGGCCAAUUGUAUAGUGUUUUUAUAUGCAUUUAUUUUUUCCUCAUGGAACUAACAGAGUAUUUUCUGAAAAAGAAAGUAAAAUGAGCUACAACUAUUACAUGUAGUGUCUGUAUGUGUGUGUGU